AACGCGCCAGUAACUGGGAAUUAAAGCCCCCGGGGCAGGAGCGGGCGCUGGAGCAUCUGGAUGCUGGAGCCUCCUGCGUCCUGCAGCAGCUGAGAAUGGGAAGCGCCGCGAUGCUUCUCGUACUCCUGUGCCUCGUUGGGAAGAGCCUGCUGGUCUCAGGUUUCCCCACUGUUUCGCCUGAUCCCCCAAUUCUCAGCCCACAAAAAGACAUACUUAUCAUAACAGCAAAUUCAACUCUUCAGAUUACUUGCAGGGGUCAAAGAGAUUUGGACUGGCAAUGGCCCAACAAUCAGGGCAGUUCCGAUAAUCGAGUAAUGGUGACUGAUUGCUGGGAUGGUCCCUUCUGUAAGACACUCACAAUUACAAAAGUGAUAGGAAAUGACACUGGAGCCUACAAGUGCCUGUACCGAGACAACGAUGUGAGCUCAAGCAUUUAUAUCUAUGUUCAAGAUUACAGGUCUCCAUUUAUUUCAUCAGUAAGUGAUCAACACGGUGUCUUGUACAUCAAAGAAAACAAAAACAAAACCGUCGUUAUCCCAUGCCUCAGUUCCAUUUCAAAUCUCAAUGUGUCACUUUACGCAAAGUAUCCAGAAAAGAGAUUUGUUCCCGAUGGUGAAAAGAUUUUCUGGGAUAGCAAGAAAGGUUUCAGUCUUCCCAGCUACAUGAUAAGUUACGCAGGCAUGGUCUUCUGUGAAGCAAAAAUCAAUGAUGAAAGCUACCAGUCUCUCAUGUACAUCAUUGCGGUAGUUGGGUACAGGAUUUAUGAUCUGGCUCUGGAUCCCCCUCACAGCGUGGAACUGGCUGUUGGAGAAAAGCUUGUUCUGAACUGCACAGCAAGGACAGAACUCAAUGUGGGGAUUAAAUUUCGUUGGGAACAUCCUUCUUUGAAGUCUGAAAUACGGGAUUUGAAAACUCCAUUGGGCAGUGACGUUAAGAAGUUUUUAAGCACCUUGACUAUAGAGCAUGUAACCCGGAGUGAUCAGGGCUGGUACAUCUGUGAAGCAUCCAGUGGGCUGAUGACCAAGAAAAACAGCACAUAUGUCACUAUCCAUGAAAAGCCUUUUGUUGCCUUUCACAGUGGAAUGGAAUCUUUGGUGGAAGCCAAGUUGGGCGAACGGGUCAGAAUCCCUGUGAAAUACAUGGGCUAUCCAACCCCCGAAAUUAAGUGGUACAAAAAUGGAAAAGCCAUCGAAAGCAACUAUACAGUGAAAGUUGGCCAUGUUCUGACAAUUACAGAAGCAAGUGAAAAGGAUGCGGGAAAUUAUACCAUUCUCCUCAUCAAUCCCAUUACUAAGGCGAGACACAGCCACGUGGUCUCUCUGGUGGUGAAUGUUCCCCCCCAGAUUGGUGAGAAAUCUCUGAUUGCCCCAGUGGAUUCCUACCAUUAUGGCUCAAUGCAAACCCUGACGUGUACUGUUUAUGCCGUCCCUCCACCGCUCCACAUCCACUGGUACUGGCAGCUGGAAGAAGCAUGCACUUACAACCCUGGUCAAGCUGGCUUAGUGACAGAGCCCUACGUCUGCAAGGAGUGGAAGAGCAUGGAGGAUCUCAGUGGGGGGAAUCCUAUCGAAAUAACCAAGAAUCAAUUUGUCAUGAUCGAUGAAAAAAACAAAACUGUAAGCACUCUGGUGAUUCAAGCUGCAAAUGUGUCAUCCCUGUACAAAUGUGAAGCUGUCAACAAAGUAGGACGCAGCGAGAGGAUUAUCUCCUUCCAUGUGACAAGGGGUCUUGAAAUUAACUUUCAACCUGGCAAUCAGCCCACCGAGCAGGAAAAUGUAUCUUUGGGGUGCACUGCAGAAAAAUCCACAUUCGAGAACCUCACGUGGUACAAAAUCAGCCCGAGAGCUUCUCAGGAGCACCUGGGAGAGCUCCCCAUGCCCGUCUGCAAGAGCUUGGACACCCUUGUGAAGAUGAAUGCCACAAUGAUCUCCAACAGCACAAGCGACAUUGUGACCCUGGAGCUGCGGAACGUCUCACUGCAAGACCAGGGGGACUAUGUCUGCUUGGCUCAGGACAAGAAGACCAAGAAGAGACACUGCAUGGUUAAGCAUCUCACUGUGCAAGAGCGUGCAGCACCUAUGAUCACAGGGAGUGUGGAGAACCAGACAACCAAUAUCGGUGAAACCAUUGAAGUUUCUUGCUCAGCUUCUGGAAUCCCUCCUCCACAGAUUACAUGGUUUAAAGAUAACGAAACUCUUGUUGAGGACUCAGGAAUUGUAUUAAAAGAUGGAAACCAAAACCUAACAAUUCGCCGGGUACGGAAAGAAGAUGGAGGUCUCUACACCUGCCAAGCCUGUAAUGUCCUUGGAUGUGUGAAAGCGGAGACCCUCAUCAUGGUAGAAGGUGCUCAGGAAAAGACAAACCUGGAGCUCAUUAUUCUGGUUGGCACAGCAGUAAUUGCCAUGUUCUUUUGGCUGCUUCUUGUCAUCAUCCUCCGGACCAUUAAACGGGCCAACGGAGGGGAACUAAAGACUGGAUACUUGUCCAUCAUCAUGGAUCCUGAUGAGCUCCCCUUGGAUGAGCACUGUGAGCGCCUUCCCUAUGAUGCUAGCAAGUGGGAAUUCCCCAGAGACCGGCUGAAGUUAGGUAAACCUCUUGGUCGUGGUGCCUUUGGCCAAGUAAUGGAGGCUGACGCUUUUGGAAUCGACAAGACAGCAACAUGUAGAACAGUCGCUGUCAAAAUGUUGAAAGAGGGGGCAACACAAAGUGAGCAUCGGGCCCUCAUGUCUGAGCUGAAGAUCCUCAUUCAUAUUGGCCACCAUCUCAAUGUGGUCAAUCUUCUUGGGGCUUGUACCAAGCCAGGAGGACCACUCAUGGUGAUAGUAGAAUAUUGCAAGUUUGGAAACCUAUCAACUUACUUACGGGGCAAAAGAGAUGAAUUUGUUGCCUACAAGACCAAAAGUUCACGGUUCCGACAGGGAAAGGACAACUAUGUGGGGGAAAUCCCUGUGGACCCCAAACGCCGGUUAGACAGCAUCACCAGUAGCCAGAGCUCGGCAAGUUCAGGGUUUGUGGAGGAGAAAUCCCUCAGCGAUGUGGAGGAGGAGGAAGCUGCUGAAGACCUGUGCAAGAACGCUCUAACUUUGGAGCAUCUUAUCUGUUACAGCUUCCAGGUGGCCAAGGGCAUGGAGUUUUUGGCAUCCCGCAAAUGUAUCCACCGGGACUUAGCAGCUCGAAACAUCCUCUUGGCAGACAAAAACGUGGUCAAAAUCUGUGACUUUGGCUUAGCCCGGGACAUUUACAAAGACCCAGAUUAUGUCAGGAAAGGAGAUGCUCGAUUGCCUUUGAAAUGGAUGGCUCCAGAAACCAUUUUUGAUAGAGUCUACACAAUUCAGAGUGACGUGUGGUCCUUUGGAAUUUUGCUCUGGGAAAUAUUUUCCUUAGGCGCCUCCCCUUAUCCUGGGGUAAAAAUCGAUGAGGACUUUUGCAGAAGAUUGAAAGAAGGAACCCGAAUGAGGGCCCCUGAGUAUACUACCCCUGAAAUGUACCAAACCAUGCUAGAUUGUUGGCAUGGAGAGCCCAAGCAGAGACCCACAUUUUCAGAACUUGUGGAGCAUUUGGGGAAUUUGCUACAAGCCAGUGCUCAACAGGAUGGUAAAGACUACAUUGUCCUUCCUAUAUCAGAAUCGUUGAGCAUGGAAGAGGAUUCUGGACUCUCUUUGCCGACCUCACCUGUUUCCUGUAUGGAGGAAGAGGAAGUGUGUGAUCCUAAAUUCCAUUAUGACAACCCAGCAGGAAUUAGUCAGUAUCUGCAAAGCAGCAAGAGGAAAAGCCGAUCAGUGAGUGUAAAAACAUUCGAAGACAUCCCAUUGGAACCAGAAAUAAAAGUAAUCCCAGAUGACAACCAGACUGACAGUGGAAUGGUUCUUGCAUCAGAAGAACUGAAGACGCUGGAGACCAGUUCCAAACUGGCACCCCCAUUUAGUGCACUAAUGCCCAGUAAAAGCAAAGAGUCUGUGACAUCUGAAGCUUCGAACCAGACCAGCGGUUACCAGUCAGGGUAUCAUUCUGACGAUACAGACACCACUGUUUAUUUGAGUGAAGAGACAGAACUUUUAAAUCCUGGGGAAAGUGAGCCUCAGUCCUGCAGUGCACACACACUUCAACCUGACUCUUGGAUGCCGUUAAACUCACCUCCUGUUUAAAGCCAAGGAGUUGCCUCCGUCCCUCCACAACUGGAAAGGUUUGUCCUGCAGAGACCCUGCUCAGAGAUUGAAUGCUUUUGUUUCCCUAUAAAGGAGACAGCACAUUUUUGAUCCUUGUACAAAAAAGAGAGGACUUCAGUUACCGGGAAGCCAGUCAGACUGUAGUAAAUGGCAAAGAAGUUGGUGACUCAACAAUGAAUGUUUUGAAGGCACAUUGUCUACCUUAGCCUUAUCUUCUCUCUUCAUUCAUUUCUUCAAAAAGCAUUUAUGAAGUCUCUGCUUUGUGAUCAGCUUUGGCCAAUGCAAUUGAAGUAGAAGAAAUGGUCCCUGUCCUCAAGGAACUUGCAAAAUGACUUGGGGAAUUAAGAUACAUGUAUGACAUGACCAGGGAAUAAUUCAAGGCAUUACAAGAGUUAUAGAACUUUGGGGAAAUGAAAUGUUAUGGUGGAUUGCAUGUAGUCUGAAAGUUUUAUGGGAAAGAUGGGUCUCAAACUGAGCCUUAGAGAAGUAGAUGAUGAUAUUAAAUUGUUUCAAAUAGAUAUGGGAGCCCCUACAUGAAACCGAUUGACAAGAAGCUGGCAGGGAGAUUUGCUACAAAUUUUACAACAAAUUUCAAGACCUCAGAUGAGGGUAUUGUGAUUAGUGAGUGGAGGCUUCAUUCUAAACCGUGCUAAACGAGAAUCCCUUAUGCUGUUUCCUACUGUGCUAAAUGAGAGAUCCUUCUGGAUCUUUAUGUAGUUCCAGGCGGAAUUAACUCCAGGAAGGAAAAAAUAUGACUCUAGUUCCUUGUCUCCUAGAUUAAUCUUUUAUUCAGAAUACCACAAAGAAAGGGAAACUUUCAGGCUGAAGCUCCCAGAUAUUUAUAAGACUUCAGACCCAGAAUCCUUUGUACUCUUGUUGGUCUUUCCCUGGAAGAAGAGCACAUGUGGCUUUAUGAGAACUGUUCUUGUUAAGGACUAAACAUUAUUAGACUCGAGGCAGUACCAUGAAGGAAGAAAUUUGUUUUUCCAUUUCCCUCCAAUAUCUUCGUUCUUUGGCCACUUCUGCUCCAGGGACAAUGGACUUAGAUUUGUUCAUUGUUUGCCAAGCUUCCAACUUAUGUUUUUGUAGCCAGAGUUCUAAUAGCAUCCACUGUACAUUUAAAUUUUUUAACAUAUGAAGCUAUUUCUACUGAAUUUCUGCCUUCUUAUCCCUUUUCUUAAAAAAAAAAAAAGAAAAGAAAAGAAAAAUGUAUUUUUUGUACCAUAGUGUGAAAUUCUGGGAACUAUGACUAUAAAACAUGAUACGGCAAUACAGUAUUUAUAUAGCCUGUUUAUGUAGAAACAAAUGUAAUAUAUUAAAAUAUGUUCUAUAUAAGGAAUUUUGUACUAUUCAUGUUUUUAUAUCUGUGUUAUGCAGAAUGUCAAGGAGGACAAUGUUUUUUAGAAAUUGAUGUCAUUUUAUUAAAAAAAAAAGAUUGGUCCCUUUGCAAA
This is a messenger RNA of Antechinus flavipes (yellow-footed antechinus), 5617 nucleotides long. RefSeq names its product kinase insert domain receptor (gene KDR). Gene Ontology annotation, biological process: positive regulation of angiogenesis; vascular endothelial growth factor receptor signaling pathway; cell migration. Gene Ontology annotation, molecular function: ATP binding; growth factor binding; vascular endothelial growth factor receptor activity. The record is from RefSeq and is a predicted model, not a curated record. Bases 96 to 4145 code for a protein of 1349 amino acids. The transcript is spliced from 30 exons. Gene Ontology annotation, cellular component: membrane; signaling receptor complex. NCBI's taxonomy places the organism in Eukaryota, Metazoa, Chordata, Mammalia, Dasyuromorphia, Dasyuridae.